This is a messenger RNA of Physella acuta, 1161 nucleotides long. RefSeq lists its product as uncharacterized. NCBI's taxonomy places the organism in Eukaryota, Metazoa, Mollusca, Gastropoda, Physidae. The record is from RefSeq and is a predicted model, not a curated record.
CCAAAAUGUCAGCUGAAAUCAACGUCUGUUGCUUAUGAAACACAAUAAAGAUUGGCCCAUAUGUGCUACAGUAGAGCAAGAAAAUAGAUUCAACAGCUAAUGUCUAGAAACUGAUGGGGAUGUACGCAGGUCGCACUACCAAGAAGACAUACAAAUAAACAUGGGCGCUAUAAGGCUUGUUCAGUUGUUGGCCUGUCUGCUUUUUCUAACUGAAGUCGUAUGUCAAAACACUUCGUUUGUGGCGGUUAUAGUUGGCUUGGAGAGGGACUGCAUCAAUCAUUAUUGCCGGUACACUGGGCGAAUAUUUGGACAUUUCUGGCACCCUUACAAUACCAAACCCAUGGAGAGUGAUAAGCCUUGCAUCAGUUUGGUAGCCCAGGAAUGCCAUCAACUAUCUAUUACAGAUUGUAAUAGAGACCCAUAUUUAUGGGUACGGGCAUGUGUCAUUUGGACCUACUGUCCUAGUUUUAGAAGGUGUCAGGAACAUUCAAUCGAAGACACCUGUUCAUGCAAGACAGGUUCUCCACACUCCAUGGCAGUGAAUCUAUAUGAAGAAGAUCUGUUACGAGCAAUUUUUUUCCGAGUGGCGUUUGUGAUCGAUGAGACAGGUGAAAUAUUUGCUUUAAGCAAUGUAUAUAGCAUCCGGAGACUCCCAGAAGAUUUUGAUCCUCUUUACCUCGAUGAGCGUCAAGGUCAAGGUCAAGCUCACGGUCCAGAACACGUCAAUACGGUGUUGUCAAGAAAUGGUAACCCUCAGCUACACGCAGAUUCGAUCUGUGCCCACAUUGGAACUGUGUGUGCUAUUGGUCUAGCUACGCUCUUGUUUUAGUCACGUGUUAAGGAACAAUUACAUCUGUGAAAAAAAAAACAAGGCCGCCUAAAAUGGAAAACUGUGAACGUAUAAAAAUCACAUUUAUGUAAAGCUAUUAGUUAUACAUGACCAGCGAUAUUAUGUAUAUUUAAAAAUCCAAAAGUAUAUUUAUAAGUAAAAAUAUAUUUGAAAUAUGUUUUUUUUCUUCACUAAAAUUUUCUAGCUUUGAAAUACGGUAUUGUUAUGAAAGCUGCUGGCUUUUAUAAUUCGUACAUUUACUCUGUCAAAACUUAAUUAUUCCACGUGAUUGUGGUUAUAAUUUUUUUUUAAUAAAGCCGCAUGACACAACC